Molecule: messenger RNA, 3179 nt
Organism: Linderina pennispora
Lineage: Eukaryota; Fungi; Kickxellomycota; Kickxellomycetes; Kickxellales; Kickxellaceae
Exons: 1
Coding region: 50-3148 (1032 amino acids)
Biological process (GO): intra-Golgi vesicle-mediated transport
Cellular component (GO): COG complex
Source: RefSeq, a predicted model, not a curated record
UCACCUAGUAUCUUCAGUUACUUGCCUACUUUAUAAUUUUAAAACCAGAAUGGCGACGCCGAUUGCAGAGUCUGUGGAUACAGAUGCGAAUUUAGUAGAGUCGAAUUCGACAGCUGCUGGGCCUACGGAGGCGGCAGAGUUUUCAGCAAAGUACGCCGAGUUUCUCUCCUCUGAUUUCGACCCCAUGCACUACGCACGACGGGUAGUGAGUGAGGGCGGCAAGCAGGGCAGCAACGAAGCUGCGCCACCAGAAAUCGACCAACUCAUAGCGACGCUGGCAAAUAGAGCCGACAGCCUCGAGACGCUGAUGAAGCAGACGAUUCUGAACUCGCACGAAGACCUGCUGCGGCAGGUGAUCGGUGUCAAGGCGGUUGACUCGACACUGGGCCACAUCGAGGAGCAGGUGCGCGAAAUAAAGUCGUACAUGCACGCAUUGCGAGCAAAGAUCCGGGUGCCGUACGAGCAGGCACUGAUGUACACAAACCAGUCGAGCAACCUGCAGGCGGCCAUAAAAUAUGUGAGGUCGACGUCAAAGUUCAUUCAGCUGGUGCGGCGACUAGUGGUGCAGAUUCCAGACUCUGCAUUCGACAAUGGCAAGGGACCGAAGCCAGACUAUCCGCUGGCGGCGCUGACACUGCUUGAUAUUGAAAAGCUGGUUGGUAGUAGCGAUCUGGAUGGGAUCACUGUCAUCGACGAUGCGAUGGCGAGUGUCGUUAGCAAGCGGCGCGAGCUGACAAUGCAUGAGGCAGGCAGCAUGCUGGAUACAGGCAUGAAGCGGCAGAACCAGAGCGAUAUCGCCAGUGGCCUCCAGAUUCUAUUCAACCUGGGCACACUAGCCAAUACAGUUGCAGGCAAAGUUCGGCAGUAUACAGUGGACUGGGCGCAGCAUAUAUCUGGCAAACUCGAUCCAAAGUACAUCCAGGCAUAUGUCCGUGAGCACAAUGCCAAGGCUACUAGUGCUGACGGCAGCGACAUGAUCGGCAUCACAUCGGUGGUGUGGUCGACGAUUGAGGAGCUGAUUGGGGAGCUGCUAGUGCGCGGACUCGAGCUGCGAACACUCGAGCGGGUGCUUGCCCGCAAGCGCGAUACUUUGCCGCGGUUUGACGUAUCAGUAUCGGCACUGGAUUCCAAGGCCGACGGCAGCAACGCAGCCGGCGUGUCAUUUCUGGACCUGGCUGUUGAGCGGCUUGGUGAUCGCGUGUUGGCGUUCUGGUGGGGUACGGCAGUCGCGGCACUGGCUGCCGAGCUGGAAGAGGCGUGCACCAACUCGAGUGUCAUCCGCCAGACGCUGACUAACAGCUAUCCGCGCAUGGUCCAGCUGUUCUUCCCCAAGCUCGAACACAUCCUGUCGCCCAAACUUGGUGGAGUCACAUCCGUGGCCAGAGACGUUGCUGUCGAUAUGUCGUCGUGGGAUCCUGAUGCUGAACACCGCCGGUCAUCUUUUGUGGGCCAGCCAAUUCUGUCAGCCCAAAGCGUAUCUUAUGAUGAUCCAGGACCACAGAUCCUGUGGGACAAGCUCUUGGGCAAAUUCGAAAGCGAGUAUGUCUCCAAGGCAGCCACGCGCAUCGACGAUGCUGUCAAGCGCUGCUACCCGCCGCCACCGCCGCCUGGCCUGCUUGACGCACAGGAGAGCUGGAAGCGCGGAACAAGCAAGGGCAACAAGCAAGCGGGGUUGGCUGGGAAUGCGUCGGGUCCGACAGAGCUUGAGAUGAUGACGGCGGUCAACAUUGUGCCGAACCGCAAGCUCGUUGCUGGUGUGGUACGUAGCAUCUCGACAGAGCUCGAGAUGGCCAAGUCGGAUGUCAAACUGCGCUGUGCGAUUGCCGAAGCUGCGUCGUCGGCAGUAGCGACAUUCAUUGAGAUCACCACUAGCAAGAUCGCAACUGUAACGGUCAACCCGCAUGUUCUAGAUCCGCUGACGUCACCAGCUCAUCCGCUCACCAAAUCAUACGUUGGCCUGGUGAACUCGGUCGAGAGUCUGCGCAAGGGGUUGUCGGAUAUGUGCGAUAGUGAGUUUGGCAUAGCUACGGUGGUGGCAGCGGCAACAUCGACACCACCGCGGCAUUCGCGGUUGAGGUCUUUGGCACACCGUUCUAACAGGCUGUCCCGCCCCUCGUCCAACCAGUCAUCCCGUACUGCAUCGAUGGUCGAUGUGACAGCAAUGUCUACCCCUGUACGCUCGGCGUCUGACUCUGGAUCGAUGACUGUGUUCUCUGUUCUGGACAGGUGCUUGCGUGAACUGGGUACAUUCGUGACGGAACAAACCGGUGUGCUAUUAGGCAUUGCUGACAAGGCAAUCGAGCAAUGCAUUAUCGAUGCAGAGCUGUCCGAAAUCAAGCGGUUCCAACAGGCGGAAGGUACACUGGGACCACUGGAGCUGGCGGCACAGUGGCUGCAGACACAGAUCCUCGAGACCCUCGAGGUCGAAUGCCAGAAGCAGGUCAUGCGCAUGGUCGACCGCUACCUGCGGGUGUAUCUGCGCUCGGUCUGUCUGACGUAUCCGCUGACAGAGGAGGCGAGGCUGCGGCUGACUGGCGAGGUGACGCAGUUUGAGUUUGCAUGCAGCCAGAUUGUUGCUGCAUCAGAUAGUGCGGCAUCGCUGCAGGCUUCGGGCACGCAGCAGGCAGUAUCGCCGACCCGCCACCGAAGCAGCUUCACGGGCAAGCCCAAACCCAAGCUGUCGGAUGUGGGAGCAUCGUACCACGCACUGCGCAUGAUGCGGCCGCUACUGUUCUUGGACAUGGCUGAACUGGCCAGAGUAACCGCCAACCAGGAGUCGCUCGAUGGGUGGAAGUCGAUGCCUGUGCCAGACCUCAUUGAUCACGUUAUUUGCCGCUUGGCCACUGAGCAGGCUGGAGAUCACGGGCCGUCCACCAUGGAAAGGCGCCUGCCGUUUGGAAUUCUUGGAUGGUCCAAGGAGCAGUGGGUGGGCCUCCUGUUCGCCUCCGAGGGCAUCCGGCUGCCCGGCGAUUUUGUGAUGCCGCCAACCAAGAACGAGCUUCUACAGAAAAACGCUGCCGGCCAAUUCCCGCCACAUCUGGUUUUCAAACAAUCGCUGGCCAAGCUUGCUGCAGUGUCAGAUGCCAGUACAAAUAUUGCGGACCCGCAGGCGCUAAUCCAGGCUGCCCAGCAGCGACUUUCUCUGUAGGAUAAUUUUUCUGGGUGAGGAUGCCAUGCUU